Aureobasidium namibiae CBS 147.97 is the source of this 1347-nucleotide messenger RNA. Its product is annotated as SET domain-containing protein. The record is from RefSeq and is a predicted model, not a curated record. The transcript is spliced from 3 exons. Bases 1 to 1347 code for a protein of 448 amino acids. Lineage: Eukaryota; Fungi; Ascomycota; Dothideomycetes; Dothideales; Saccotheciaceae. Gene Ontology annotation, molecular function: protein binding.
AUGGGCGUCGUGCAGACCGAGAAGAAGAAGAGACGUCGCGGCGGCAAGAAGGAGCAUAUCAAGAGACAACGCCGGCAAAAGUGUGACUCUCCUGACGACGACACAGAGACCGACGACACCGAAGACGUCGAGAUGCCUGCUUUUGAAACCCGUAGCGCAGAAGGCAAAGGCCUCGGCCUGUUUGCAAGCCGCGACAUCAUGGCUGGGGAACGUCUGAUUCAGGAAAUUCCAGUCUUCAUCCUUCCCAAGACGGACACUAUGAAUGCAGCCAUCGUCGAGAGCUUCAUGCACUUACAGCCGGAGCAGCGUGCGGCAUACCUGGAUUUGAGCUCCUAUACUACGUGCACUGCAAAGACACAAUUCAGAGUUGAUGAAACGUCAAUGGCUGAGCAAGUUGAUCGUCGCAGUCGUGCCUCCGACGUGCAGUCUCUUAUCAGCGGUUCUGACAUUCACAACUGCAGGUUUCCCAAUUCGCUCGGCGGCAGCGACGAUCACAGCUUCAAAAAGCCAUACAAGCUCGAGCUGUCGGAACUCGAAGCCACCAAAUCCAAACCACCGGUACAUGAGUCCAGGAUUGAUUCGCCAGUCUGCGACGUCGAAGAUUUGACAAAGGCUCUCCAAGCAACAACCAUUGACGUGGAUGUGGAACACGGUGUGGAUGCCCCAGACGACAAUACAGUUGAUUGCGAAAUGACCGAUUCACUUGCUGCUCAAGUUGUCAACAUCUGGCGUACUAACUCCUACAUGCUCGACGACGGUAUCACUCUUGACUCUGCUGGCGUCGGCCUGACUGCCUCACGUCUCAACCACUCAUGCAUUCCAAACGUCUACUCUGCUUACAACAGCAGAACCGGAUACAUGACUGUGCAGGCCGUGAAACCCAUUGCCGCUGGAGAUGAGCUGUGCACCGCCUACAUCAACGGCGCGGGCAAGUCGCGUUCCGAGCGACGUGCUGAGCUGAGUAUGUGGGGGUUCACCUGCACCUGCAUUGCUUGCGCCGACGGCCGUGACGAGUCUGGCCGCCGGGACAUCAAGACGCUGAUGAACAAGGUCGAAGGGGUCAAGACGCAGAUACAGCAAGGUUCUGCAGACCUGUCGGUCGCCCAAAUCGAACAGACGGUUGGAGAUCUGCUCGACCUGGCUACACUGAUGAGCGACGAAGGCUUGCUGGGCCCAGACUUGGCUGAUGUCUGUUUUGGCGCAGCCAGAUGCUGCAUGCUCAUUGAUCGCCGCGAAGAAGCUGGCGCCCUCCAGGCAUCCGGCUUUGACAUUCUGCUACGCGGCUAUGGCAUUGACAACCCAAUCUGCGGCGCCGCCCUUGAGGCUGGAGACUUGGACGAAGCUUGA